AUGUCACAUAUCUCUCAGCAUACUGCUGUCUCCCGCUCAUCGUCGUCAAAUCAUGUUGGGCCCAUGGCAGUCAAUAUGUUUGCGAACUCUAAUCAAACUGUAUGGCCUGCUGCCGGUGCACCUACUCCAAUGAAUUCUGGUUAUAUGGUUGGGGGAUACGAUACACCCAGUGGAUAUGAUGUGAGUAGCGCCGUGCCCACUCAGACACCGUGCUCUAUUCCACAGUUGAUGGGUGCUGAAGUUCAAAUUAUGGAUUCUCAGUCUGUGAAUCCGGGAGACCUUCAUCCUGCAGAAAUGGGAGAUAUGAACUCUCCACCAAUGGUGAACUAUCGUAACAAUGGUGUUCUGUUCAAACCGGAAAGUGUAGAUUACUCGUACGAAAGUGCUCAAAUGUACCAACAAGUCCUAACACAGCCUGUUUACCCAUCUCAGCAUGAACCACCAGUUGUCAGAACUGCGGCUGGUGGCGAGUGUGACGGUUUAAUCAAAUUUGAAGAGCCCAGCGAUUAUGAGCAACCUUUUGAUGGUGCGGAUGCUGAAGCUUACGGUAAUUAUGAUAUGGUGCAGAAUAUGGCAGUGGCCCAACACGUGCAUACGGUAGCUGCUGUAGAG
Messenger RNA from Strongylus vulgaris, 612 nucleotides. The record is from the annotation of a GenBank genome assembly. Lineage: Eukaryota; Metazoa; Nematoda; Chromadorea; Rhabditida; Strongylidae.